UACAACACUGGGUUUCGUGCAUUUGUUUACAAUUCGUUGUUUGAAACGAAACUGAGUGUUUGUCGGAUGAAAGCGGUCAAUUAAGUUGUUGAAAAUGGUGGAUAAACGUAUCCUGGUCAUAGACAAUGGCUCCUACGAGUGCCGCGUGGGCUGGAGCGACUCCAAGGAACCGGACCUACGAUUCCGCAAUGUUCUGACCAAGCCACGGAAGGAUCGCAAGAAGGAGGCCACCCAGCAGGGCGCCUCCGAGAGCUCCGUUACUCCGGCGGCUGUAGAGGCACCGGCCGAAAUCCAAGUGGGCAAUGACAUCACCAACAUCGAGGCGGUUCGAGCCCACCUCAAGAGUCCCUUUGAGCGGAAUGUGAUAACCAACUGGAAUCAUCAGGAGCAAAUCUUUGACUAUAUAUUCACCAAGAUGGGAUUCGAAGGGCAAGAGAGGAUCGAUCAUCCGAUUGUCCUUACAGAGGCGCUGGCCAAUCCGAACUUUUGCCGCCAGCAGAUGAGCGAACUGCUCUUCGAGUGCUACGGCAUUCCAGCUGUAUCUUACGGAAUAGAUGCUCUGUACAGCUGGGAGCACUAUCAGCAGAAUCAUCAAAAGAUAUCCGAUGCCCUGAUCAUUUCCUUUGGCUACAGCACCACCCAUGUUAUUCCCGUGCUCGGCGGCAAACUCCAACUGGAGCAUGUGCGUCGCCUCAAUGUGGGCGGCUAUCAUAUAAUUACCUAUCUCUUUCGGCUUAUGCAAAUGAAGUAUCCCGUGCAUUUGAAUGCCAUUACCAUUAGUCGAAUGGAGAAACUUGUCCAUGAGCACUGCCACAUUGCCGUGGAUUACAAAGAGGAACUGAUGAAAUGGGCCCAGAUGGACUACUACGAUGAGCACAUCAUGAAGAUUCAACUACCCUACAAUGCAGUAACCGCGACCAAUGCCCUGCUAACUGCGGAACAAAAGCAGGAAAAGCGUCGGGAGUUGGCCCAUCGCCUCCUGGAGAUAAAAAAUCGGCGGGAGAAGGAGAAAUUACGCGAGGAUGAGCAGCAAUUGUUUGUCUACAACAAGCUGAGACAACUGUACGAGCAACAGAAAUUGGAGAAGUUUGAGCGGGCCCUGCAACAGCAGCAGAUCGGUACUUUGGAGGACUUGGAUUCUCUUAUUGCCACCAUAAACUCGCGAAUUAAGCGAGCCCAGGACAGGGCGCAAAGUGCUCCACGUCCAAGUAAGCAGCAGGAGAAGCUGGACAAAAUGCCUAAGCCGCCUGAGGGCGUGUCCCAGGCGGAUUGGCUGGCUGAGCUCCAUGGGAAGCGGGAGCAACUGCUCGGACGCAAACAGGCCCGUCAACAGCAGCGCACCGAGCAGGCCAAGCGGCACACCCACGCUGCCCAGGAGCGAAUGCGUAUCAUCUCAUCGCUGGCCAAAAACGAAAAACGGCGCAAGGUGAACGGCGAGGAAGAAGAUGACGGCUUCGGAAUGAACGACAAUGACUGGGACGUUUACAAGCGCAUUAAUCGCUAUAACGAUGAUAGCGACUCCGAUGCAGACAACGAGCAGCUGCUGGAGUUCGAGAAGAUAUUAAGUCAUUACGACGCCAACUUCGAUGAUGGCAACUCGAAUGUACAGACCCAGAGUGCGGCCGAGAACUACCAGCUUCACUUUGGAGUGGAGGACAUCCGUGUACCGGAGAUUUUGUUUCAGCCCAGCAUGAUUGGCUGCUCGGAGGCAGGUCUUGCAGAACUGAUUGCCUUCGUGCUAAAGCUCUUUUCCGCCGAAGAGCAGCAGCGUCUAGUAGAUCACGUCUAUCUAACUGGUGGAUGUGCCCAGUUCAGGGGCCUUAAGGAGCGACUCGCCAAGGAGCUGAUGGAGAUGCGUCCGUUUCAAUCGAGUUUUGCCAUUUAUGAGUCGGACGAGCCCACACUAAGCGCCUGGCUGGGAGCUUGCGUUCAGACCAAAGAACCCAACUUUGGCCAGACACUGACUACACGAAAGGAUUUCCAGGAGAAGGGGAACGAGUUCUUCCGAGAGCACAGAGCUAGUAAUCUUUUUUAUCCUACACCAAAAGAUUAAAAUUUAUUUGAAACCACCGAGAAA
Messenger RNA from Drosophila ficusphila, 2077 nucleotides. It is a transcript of the gene Arp5, whose product is annotated as actin-related protein 5. Gene Ontology annotation, biological process: regulation of DNA-templated transcription. The coding region runs from base 95 to 2053 and encodes 652 amino acids. The record is from RefSeq and is a predicted model, not a curated record. Lineage: Eukaryota; Metazoa; Arthropoda; Insecta; Diptera; Drosophilidae. The transcript has 2 exons. Gene Ontology annotation, cellular component: cytoplasm; Ino80 complex.